Galendromus occidentalis (western predatory mite) is the source of this 4158-nucleotide messenger RNA. RefSeq lists its product as uncharacterized. The record is from RefSeq and is a predicted model, not a curated record. Gene Ontology annotation, cellular component: cytoskeleton. Lineage: Eukaryota; Metazoa; Arthropoda; Arachnida; Mesostigmata; Phytoseiidae.
CCACCGACACCGGCAAAACGCCAACUGCAGCCCGAAAAGGAUCAGCAAGUCGACAUGCAGUUGGAGCUGGCAGAGCGAGACGCAAUGAUUUCGACGCUCGAGCGACAAGUGGAAGAGCAGAAACAGCUGCGAGCCCUUGAGAGUCGACAAAUCGAGCAGAAGGCAGCUCGUAUUAAAGAUUGGGUCUCGACAAAACUGGCGGAGCUGGAAGAACAGAACGUCCAUCUGCAGGAGCAGAACGAAAAAUGUAAUCUGCAAUUGGAACAGCUGAAGGCACGACUCGUACAACUAUCGAAAUUGAAUACCCGACCUUCGACAGCGCGGUGCUCGCACCUCUACCUGGAGCUCGAGGAAACUUUCACGGGCGGCGUGGACAACGACGAGGAAAUCGAGAGACUCUCUCGUCAAGUAGAGGCGGUAGCGCAGGAACUAGGAGCCGACUCGGUGACGAUGAAUCCUCUAUAUUCGAUGGAGUCCCCGGUGAAGGUCUCCCAGCCGAGAACUCCAGCCCCACCCGCGGUGAAGAUGGGCCGUAAAAACUACACGGCAUGCGGACCCGACGCGUCCGUGCUCAGUACUUCGGUAUCGGACAUGUCUCAGGACGAUAGAGACGGAUCUCUUCUGAGUUUGGAAGCGCAACUAGCUGCCAGCGAAGCCGCGAUAAGAAAUAAUCAGAAGUACGAGCAGCCACCCUUGAUAAUCCCCUCGCUACCGGUCGUGCCUCCGCCAUAUACGCCUAAAGCCCCACAUUCCGGAUCAUUGGACCGGUCGGCUACGGGUCCGUAUGUCCGUCGUCUUAUCGAGGGCGAAAUAAGAGGUGGCAGCGAAAGAGAGCCUCGGCGGAGACCCUCGGUCGGACACAGAGCUCCGACACCUCCUCUACACAGGUGUCCGAGUUGGGAAUCACGAAUUUACCAGGUGGCUUCAUCCGGUCUGCACGGCUCGUGUAACUCUUUAGCAUCUUCGGCUACCGGGCCGAAGAGUCUCGACAUUCCAAUGUUCACAGCCGUUCACGGCAGAGCCGCCAAAGUCACUAGUGUCACCGGGGGAGAAUCCAGUGACGAAUCGAGCGACGGCGAGACUGCAACGCCAAAAGCCGAUGGAUCUCAUUCUGCUAGGUCCACCAACCCUGGACAAUUCAAGAGAGGUGGGUCUCUUGACAGGAGGGAAAUUCCGCCUAUUUCAGACGAAUCUCUCGAAUCUGUUCUUUCUGAGGACUACGCCAUUCCUCCGGACGCGAUGUCUCCGUCUGUGAGCAUGGAUUCUCUGGAACCAAACACGGACCUCCCUCCACGGGAUCGCGAAGGAUCGACAGCGCAGUCGCCGUCCCGAGGUCAGAAACAGUCCCAUCGAAAGCGAGCGCACCAGAGGAAAGGACCCGCUCAAAUGCUUCUGGAUCAGCUGGAAGCGUAUACGUUACGCCACAGCCCUAGGAAACAAGAAACUCCGACCGUUCAAAUCGAAACCGAAAAGGCUGGGUACCUGAACAAGCUGGGUGGUCCGCUGAAGACCUGGAAGAAACGCUGGUUUGUACUCCGAGAUGGGAGGCUACAUUAUUACAGGCACGAACGAGAUGUCCUCAGAAGGAAAGUCAAGGGUGAGGUGGUCCUAGAUGAGGCCGCUAGACUGCAGAAAAUGAAUGAAGGUGUACCCACGUUUGAAGUCAUCACAGCACGUCGAACCUUUGUGCUCAUGGCCGACUCAAUGACUCUGAUGGAAGAGUGGAUCAGAGCUAUACAGAAUGCGGUUUGCCGUAACGCCCUGAUUCAGCUUCUCAGUGGUCACAGCGGAGGCACAAAGCCCGUCAUCCAGGGAUACUGCUACAAGGUGAAACAUGGUCGUUGUCGGAAGUGCUGGUGUGUGCUCUUCCAAAGGACCCUCAUCUAUUUCCGGAAUCCCGACGACACGAUGCCUUUAGGUCAAAUCAACAUGAGGGAUUGCCGAGUGGAGGAGCUUGAACAUGUCAGCGACAGCGAUGAUGAGGGUGGUGCAGUUCUGUUCAUGGAAGACGACGCAGGCGGAAGGAAGAGAGUGCGCCAGGAAUACUACACGAUAGGAAUUUUUCCCGCUGGCGCAUCAUCUCCUCCUAGCCAUCUGUUGUUCUUCGACAAAUCUGAAUACGACACGUGGGUGUAUCAUCUGACCCUCGUUAGCUCGAGCGAACACAUAAACGGCACUGAAACGGAACAGAUCGUUGCCAAACUUGCGGAACCCCGGGAAACAAACAGCUCGCAGGAUAGCGCGAAUUCGGUUCUGUGGAAAAGUCCGAUUUUGUUAUUUACCCGUGAAAGCCUUUCCACCCCUCUCACGACGAUGUCCUCGCAGUAUCAACAGGCUCAGGCGGUGAAACUUUUUAAAUCGAUCCAACUCUUCAUAUCGGUACCGAUCGACACGCUGGGUAUCGACUACCACGUCGCUCUCGCACAAAACUCAUUCGACAUCUGUUUCGCGGAACCGGCUCUGCGAAAUGAGUUUUUCUACCAAAUCAUAAAGCAGACUUCCCGACACACCCCCAAACACGGGAUGCAGCAAUUCCUCCUAUGUGCCACGCACUCUCUCUUCAUGUGCGACUCGUCUGAUAGAAUCCAGCGAGAGGACUCGAAACUGUCCGACAGCUUGCCGUCCCCAAUGGAAAAAUCGUGCACUCCGAGUAGCGGGAGUGGUGACUCUAAAUUGAACCCGGCGCCCUUCGUUUUCAUCCAGGGAUUCCAACUGCUGUCCAUCGCCGUAUCCCUGUUCCCGCCGAGGUCGAGGAGUCUGUGGUAUUUGCGGCGGCAUUUGCAAAGGGUCGGAGAUCCUAACACAGAAGUUGGCAAAUGGGCAAUGUUUUGUGCCAGAGCCCUGCAGAGAGCCGUCGACCAACCUCCACGCAAGUGCAAACCCUCCAGAAUGGAAGUUAUGUCUCUGCUGCUGAAGAACCCCUACCAUCAUUCACAGCCGCACUCGAUGCCCGUGCACUUCCUCGACGGGAAAUAUCAAGUUGUCGGUUUCGACGGCUCGACCACCGUCGGGGAGUUUGUCAGCACGCUCAACGCGGAAGUGAAUAUCAGACCGAGCGCUGGUUUCGCCUUGAUGUCGGACGAUCCCAUGGAUCCUUCGGAAGAGAUCAGUCUCAGCGAAGGCGAUCAUCUCUGCGACGUCAUCUCUCUCUGGGAGCAGCGACUGCGGGAGAGGCAUCUGGGGAAGUUCGAGCUAAACAGGGUGAUCAAAUUAACCUAUCUGAAUCGGUUAUUCUUCCGGCGGAAUCAGAAAAACGAAACGGAGAAGGAGAGACUGUUCACCGUUUUCUACCACAACAGAGAAAUUGUACAGGGUCGAUUCCCUCUGACCAAAGCCAUGGCUAUCGAGUUUGCCGCUCUCAUGGCCCAAAUCGAGUUCGGAGACCGUGGGAUGCACUCGUUCGACGAAACCAAAUCUAACCCAAAACGGCAGGUUCUCGAUCGGUUCGUUCCGCUCAAGUUCGCCAAAGAAGAGGACACCUGGCCACAAUUGGUCUCGAAAUGGGCCGCACUGAAAGGACGAAGCACCACUGACUGUGUCCGCACAUAUCUGAAUUGUAUCCGUCUCAAUCGCUGGGCGCUGUGUGGCGCAACGCUAUUCCCCGCUCAAUUCGUCACCAGCAACAACCGCUUAAUUUGGAUAGCCGUUAACGAAGACGGAAUUUUCCUGCUGGACUAUUCGUCGAUGCAAAUUGUCACUCGUUACCCAUACUCCCAGAUUUUCACGUUCGGUGGUAGCGAAGGCGAUUUCAUAUUGAUAACAACCGAUGGAAUAUCGACGGUUCAGUCGAAUUUCCAUCUCAACGAAACAAAAACGCUAGAGUUGACUUUGCUCACCGCUGACUACAUCAACAACGCGCAAGACUCGACUCAGAGCCAAGGCACAGCAUCGACAAUGACCGCAGCGCGCUCCGGAAUUGUGACGCCGUCGUCGCCCUUGAUUAGCGGAGACCGACAGCUCAGCAGAAGCGCCAAGAACUCCCCUAUGCACACAAUGAAAGGAGCUUGUACGGCGGAUCUGUCGCAUCUCGGCAACGUAGUCCCGCCAUCGUCACCGGGACCGAGCUGCCACACGACAACGCCGCGGCACCAUCGGGUGGCAGAUUGCGCUUCGUCCCUGACUAAGUCGUCAGCCAGCGAUCGUUCAACUUGGAGAUGA